Messenger RNA from Chaetura pelagica (chimney swift), 1533 nucleotides. RefSeq names its product tubulin tyrosine ligase-like family, member 10 (gene TTLL10). The coding region runs from base 1 to 1533 and encodes 510 amino acids. Gene Ontology annotation, biological process: protein modification process. The record is from RefSeq and is a predicted model, not a curated record. NCBI's taxonomy places the organism in Eukaryota, Metazoa, Chordata, Aves, Apodiformes, Apodidae. The transcript is spliced from 11 exons.
AUGGCCUUUGGGCCAAGCAAGAGGAGGAAAACCAAACCCAUGGGGCAAGGAGGUGACCAGCAACCAGCUGGCAGAGCUGCUGCCGUGGAGCUUGGCCAAGUCAGGUCUGGUGAGAAGAGAACACAGCAGAAGGCAAGUCCUCAGCAAAAACAACCAGAAGAAAAGAUACCAAAAACACCAGUGGGACCAGGACCAUAUUUUUACAUCAGUGGACCCAAUGGGGCUGAGCUUGUGAGCAUCUAUUGCCAGAGCAGAGGCUGGCAACGUAUCUAUGACAACAGGAGGGAGGAUUAUGCACUGAAAUGGUGUGAAACCAAGAGCAGAGACACCUAUUACCAUUUCAAAGAAGGUGAGCAGCUUCUCUACCAGAUUCCCAACAAUGAAGUCCUCACCACAAAGAUAGGGCUCCUGUGCUGCCUGAGGGAGCAGGAGAGGGCCAUGAAAAGGAGCAGGAGGAGCUCUCCUGCCAAGUUACUGAAGAUGAAAGAAUUCUUCCCAGAAUCUUUUCGUCUGGACUUAAAAGAUGACAGAAAUGCUUUCUUUGAGCUUUGCAAAGAAGAAGAGAUUUGGAUCUGCAAACCAAGCUGCUCUAACCAAGGCCAAGGAAUUUUCCUGCUUAAAAUCCCUGCUGCUGUCAACACCCUGCAAGCCAAGCUGCAGAGCUCCACGGGCUGCCUGCUGGACCAGCCACACAAGCCUCCCCAGGCAAGGAUAGUGCAAAGGUACAUUCACCAGCCUCUGCUCCUGGAAGGGAAGAAGUUUGAUGUCAGGUCCUACCUGCUGGUUGCCUGCACAGCACCUUUCCUGCUCUUCUUUGCCCAGGGUUACGUCCGCCUGACCUGUGGCAACUAUGAUGCCUCAUCUGAGGACCUGACUGUUCACCUCACCAACCAGCACGUGCAGAAGAAGAACCCCCUGUACAGGCAGCAGAAGGAUGAGACAGUCUGGCGGAUGGAGCACUUCAACAGCUAUGUUAAUGAGAAGUUCAGGCAAACCAGUGGCCUCCCCACAGACUGGGUUUUCACUGUGUUUACUAAAAGGAUGCAGCAGAUCAUGCUGCAGUGCUUCCUGGCAGCCAAGCACAAGCUGGACUGCAAACUGGGCUACUUUGAUCUCAUUGGCUGCGACUUUUUAAUUGAUGAGAACUUCAAGGUCUGGCUUCUGGAGAUGAAUGCAAACCCAGCCCUGCAUACCAACUGCAGAGCCUUGAAGGACAUCAUCCCAGCUGUGGUCUACGAGAGCCUUGAUCUGGUCCUCGAGGUUUUCAACAAGCGCCUCAAAGGCCAGAGCGUUUUGCCUUUAAAGACCCUCUCCCAUUUUGUGCUUCUCUACAACGAGGAUGCUGCAGAUCUGGGCAAGAAACCCUCCCCAAGGCUCAGAAGUGGCCACUGGAGAGGCCGGUACCUGCAGCCACACCCAAGCAGUGCCAGCUGCUCUGCCAAAGUGCUGGAGGGCUCUUCCAACAAGCUUCACAGCUCCAGAAACAAAGGCCACCUCUUUGCCAGAAAGAAAUGUCAUCAAAAAGUGUCCUAA